Molecule: messenger RNA, 1375 nt
Organism: Rhizophagus irregularis DAOM 181602=DAOM 197198
Lineage: Eukaryota; Fungi; Glomeromycota; Glomeromycetes; Glomerales; Glomeraceae
Source: RefSeq, a predicted model, not a curated record
AUGUCUCAAACGUAUGUUACCCUAGUAGAAACUGGUUCGCUUGUAGAAAAUCUUCACUAUGGACCUUAUUCACGCUACUGGUGGGAAAUUCUAAGUAUUCCUGACUCAAAUAUUCAACUCAGAUUUCCAAUUAGAGCAGGCCAAAAAACUGAUGCUGGUUUGAAUAGACGUGACUUUUAUAUAACAGUACAGAUUUCCGGUUCUAAUCAAAUGUUACCCGAGUAUUUUUGUCAAAGUGGUGAGUUUUGGGUCAUAGAAACAAGUGCAACUAAGGCAGUUUCUGAAGUUUAUCAAAAUAUUUUUCAAAAAAAAACUCGAUAUUCUGGUUCUAUUGUUAUGGGAUGGGAUAAAAAAAAUAUAAUAGAUGUUUUUUCAUCUAAUAUUGAUUUUUGUCCAUUUUCAUGUAAACUUGGUGAUUAUGAAAUUUUUAUUUAUGGAUUGGGUUUAUCUACACGUUCAGAUUGGAAUCAAGCGGGUAAUGGUUACAAGUCAUCAAUUAUUCACACAUAUAAGAAACGUGCAGCUAUAUUUGUAUCUGAAAUUGAAGAUGAUAAAUGUUACAUUUAUAUUUAUCAAGAUUUUAAAAUUCAAAAAACAUUUGUAGGAACUACCCCAGAUGACGUCUGGAAAAAUUCAAAUUAUAUUCAAAAAUUUUCAGGAAAAGAAUUAUUUGGGUUGGAAGAUCAAAUUACAUUACAAAAACUAAAUAAGCUACGUAUUCCACAAUGCGCUUCUCAUGAAUGGAGUAAUUUCAAACUAAUGAAAAAAUUAUAUGAAUAUCAUCUUCAGCGUCAAACUUUUGCUAAAAUUGAAUGGUAUAAAUUAUUUGUUAGAUGGAAUCAAAAUGAGUGUAAUGUAAUAGAAUUAAAUUCAGAAUUAAAAUUAUUAUACCCACCAGAACAUCAAUUUUCUGAUCGUGAACUGGGUGCAUGGUUAUCAAUGCUUCGUGCUGCAAGAUGCUCUGAUAUUACUCCUUGGUCUCAUGGUAAAUCUAAGUAUCAAUUUUGGACUAAAUCGAAAAAUCCAAUACAAGAAAAACAGAUAUUUACUACUCUUUACAAGAUGGGAUUUCUUUCCAGUAAUCCUUCAAAUUCUACAGAAACUUUUUGGUCUUGUUUUCAACAAGCAUUGAACGAUAAUAAAAAAACCAGAGAUGGAAAACGGCGUAUUUUAUCAAUUAUUGCCAAUGAUUUUACCUAUGAAGAAUUAGAACAUAAUUUAGGGGUAGCAUCUUAUACCGUUCUUGAAUCAAGAAGACAUGCUGUAUUGAAUGGUUUUGGUGCUCCACCUAUUGAAAAGCCAAAAUUUCAUCAGACAGCAAUUCAUGAAAUUGCAGGAACAAAAGUUGCCAACUUGCUGCCAAAUCGUGAUCAAG